Tetranychus urticae (two-spotted spider mite) is the source of this 1572-nucleotide messenger RNA. It is a transcript of the gene sav, whose product is annotated as scaffold protein salvador. NCBI's taxonomy places the organism in Eukaryota, Metazoa, Arthropoda, Arachnida, Trombidiformes, Tetranychidae. Gene Ontology annotation, molecular function: protein binding; molecular adaptor activity. The record is from RefSeq and is a predicted model, not a curated record. Gene Ontology annotation, cellular component: cytosol. Gene Ontology annotation, biological process: hippo signaling; negative regulation of cell population proliferation; apoptotic process.
GCAACUUUUAAGAGCAAUGUUGAGUUAAUAUUAUUACUUUAAUUGAGUCAAAAAUGAGAUUGAGAAAAGGUAAACAGGUGUAAAUAAUGAAGGGAGAAUCUGGAGAUUACCAUAAACAUGAUAUGAUAUGAUAUCCAAGAAGAAAGGAAAUCGAAAAAUAAGUGAAUCGGUGGUAGGUAAAUAUGUUAAACGAGAUAAUCCAGUGGAGCUUCCUAUCACCAAUGUAUGGACAAACGUUAAUCGCCAAAAUGUCAAAAAGAAGGAGAAAUCCGGCGAUGUGGAUUUUGAUACUGUUGAUUCACAGCCCAAGACUUUAGCUGAAAAGUGUGCACGGGCUCAACAACUGAAAGAUUUUAAUAAGCUCAGGCCUAACUAUGGACCAUCAAGUUCAACAGUUAGUGGUAUAAUGUGUACAACAAGCGCAAAUAAUUUAACCAAUCUUGGAUCAUGCAGUAAUCUUCAUCAUCAACAUCCCCAACAUCCGAUCAACUUUUAUGGGACUAGAGUAAUGUCUCAUGGGAGUUUGGAAACACGAACCGCAACACCAGGUAAUAUUGGUGCUUUUGGUACAACUUUUCCCGGUUAUCAACCAACAAUUAUCUUUCCUGGUCUAGCUUCAAUUUUUUCACAAAAUAGAGUGACACCAAUUGAGACUAAUUUGAAUAAUAAUUCCCAUAGUCGAGUCUCUUUGGCAUCGCAAAACAGUUCCUUUCGACAAUCUUGCGAAGAUUUACCUCCAGGAUGGUCAACUGAUUAUACUAUGAGAGGUCGUAAAUAUUAUAUUGAUCAUAACACAAAAACUACUCAUUGGUCUCAUCCCUUGGAGAAAGAAGGUUUACCUACAGGCUGGGAGCGUGUUGAAUCUUCAAUUCACGGAACUUAUUAUGUUAAUCAUAUCACUGGUCGAGCUCAAUAUGAACAUCCCUGUGCCAAUCAAUAUGGUGCCUUACAAAUUGUUAAUAGAGAAACUAUUCAUGGUCAUCAACGAGAAUUACCUCUACCUAAACCAUCAAUUCAUCAGCAUAAUGUUUGGGUUCCAGCUAAUCCUUAUCUCACCGAAGAAAUACCAAAGUGGCUUUUUUUUUACUCCCGUGCUCCACUUGAAUUAGAUCACCUUUUAGAGUUUGAACUUUUCAACUUACAAGAACUUCAAGGAUUUGAAGCUAUGAUCAAUUUACUUUACCGUCAAGAAUUGGAAGAAAUUGUUAUGGCCUUCGAAGCAUACAGACGAAAAUUACAACGGGAAAUUGAGAACAGAGAACGUAAAGAGGUCAAAGAAAGAAUCCGAGAGAGACAACUGGAGUAUCAAACAUUGAGAAAUAAUUCUUCAUCUGUAGAUUCUGUUGAAGUUAACCUGUGAUUAACGAAAAAUUCACGUAAAGGUUUUGGUUGAUGUUCUUUACUUGUUGAUGGCUGGGCUGCUGGAAUGAUUUCAUCAGUUUUUUUAACUUCACCGACUUUACCACCUUCUUCCUCCUCUGGUUCAUCGGGUUCAAUUGUUACCCAUCUCCAGGUUAAAAUUUUGGCUACUUUACCCUUUAGUGGUUCAACCUGCAUCAAUAAUGAAAAAAA